GAAGAAACUCGUAUAUUACAAGAAAAAUUUAAUGCAAAUUAUGAUCCAACAAUACCGUGGAAUAAACCGGCGUUAGUUCAUACGGCGCUAUUCAUCAAUCAUAUCGAAAAAUUGGAUGAAAAACAGGGUCUAAUGAAAUGGCAUGGAACACUUAACUUAGUAUGGGAGGACAAACGUUUGGUUUGGGAUACAAAAGCUUAUAAUAUAACGAAAAUUGUCAGAUCGAAAGGCGAUUUACCAAAGUUGUGGUAUCCGAACCAACUUUUCAGCGAUCGGAAAGAACAAUUAAUUAACAACAGAAAUACUGUAUUUUCACUAAAAUGUAUAAACAAUACAGCAUUCUUAACUGCGCAGGUUAAAAUAUCCCUCAAAACUACGUGUAAAUUUAAUUUUGUUGAUUAUCCAAAUGAUAGCCAGGUGUGCUCGUUGUCAUUACAUGGAAGUGAAUCAGUUGAAACAGUGAUGCUUGUGGAUGCAUUAUCAGAGCACAAUGAAAAUGGCAUGUAUGGAAUAGCGUUGAAAAACGAAAACAGGAUACAAACAGGAGAUUUUGUGGUCAGCAACCUGACAGCAACACAUCUGCUUAAUGGAAUCAGUAGCCAACAGAACACCGAAGUUUCCGGUGGCGACUACCUAGUGCUUCAUUUUGAGAUUACCUUUAGACGACAACUGCCACAAUUUAAUCUUACCGUCGCUUUACCUGUUACAUAUCUGAUAGCCGCUUUUACAAAUCUACAACAGUGUAUUUUCUGGCUGUUAUUAUGCGGUUUUAUUCAGGGUGUCAAUUUUGAUCAGAUGAUCAAAAUUUUACCACCGGAUCCACCGUUUUGUGCUAAACUUGCUGCCCUGAUAUUUUCUGAAACGUUUGUGCUAAUAUUCUUACGCAUACUGCUAACUUACAGUCAACAGGAGUCACUGACUAUUUAUUUACGCACAAAUUAUACUAACGAAGAACUGUUUGAUACAUCGGAACAUAUAUGGUCUCAAGCAUAUUUCAAGCACAUCUGUAAUCGUCAACUGUGUGUAGAACAAAGAAUGGAAUACUAUCCUUUUGCAGUCCUCUUUAAACAGUUAGACCACUAUAUCUCAGAACCUGCGCUUAGAGAUGAAAUUUUGUCAUCAAUUUGCCGUUCAGAUCUCCUCUCCUCAAGCUUUAUCAAGACAGAAAUAAACAAAAAUCGUAUAGACAACAGUUCGACAUUAUCAAAAAUUUCGACAAAAAACGGAAGUGGAACAAGAAAACCUAUAAUUCCUAAUACUCAGGUUUGUAUGAUUGUCAGUUGA
Enterobius vermicularis (human pinworm) is the source of this 1284-nucleotide messenger RNA. NCBI's taxonomy places the organism in Eukaryota, Metazoa, Nematoda, Chromadorea, Rhabditida, Oxyuridae. The record is from the annotation of a GenBank genome assembly.